UUUUCAAGGUCAGUUCAUCCUCCGUUCUUGAUACUUCUUGUAUACUUUGCUUAGUCAACCUUAGAUUUAGUGUGAGUGGCCUUAGGCCCCUUCUUCCUUUUCCCAGUUCGAUCUUUCUAUAUUCCCGAAGGAUGUCGUCUCCCAGUGACCCACAAAACAUCUCUGAGCAGCCUUCGGUUGAGCAAGAGACUUGGACUGGCGAAGGGGCGCAAAGUUCUGAGGCCUCUCCCAACAAUGAUUCCGCUAUUUCACGGGAGGUGCAAAAGGACCUUGUAGCCGAGGCCGAGGCUGAAGAUUUUGAGCAAGUGGCAAUCAAGGACCCGACCCUUCUGGAGGAUCUGUACAACCUGGGCUUCCAGUGCUACCGUUUCCUGGGGGAAAGGGAUGAAAAGUACCCCCUCAUUGAUCGCACCUUCGAGAACACAGGAGGUGGUUCCCGGAGGCUCUAGCCUGUUGUACUUACAAAAUUUUUGUAGUUUAAUUCUUGAUGUUGUCUUGACCCUUCGUCUUUACUGAUCUGCGUUGUCUUGCAGGUGCCAAUAUGGAUGUGAGAAACUUCGCUGGUUUCAAGAAGAAGUUGGCCAAAGAGUCAAACAAGAAGGAGACGGGAACUCAGAAACCCGUCGAUGAGUUCUUGCCGAGGGAAGCUGAGCCCUCAUCGGCUGUCCCUGCUGAUGCCGAGGCCGGAGGCAUCCAAGCUGCUGCCGCUGCUACAAAGAGGAAGGCGAUGGGCAAAGGUGUUGUGCCCGUCGGCAAGAAGCCGAAGAAAGGGGAUGCUGGGAAGAAAGCUCCCCUGGUCCUGAUUGUGGAUGAGCACUCCUCCUCCGAGCCUCCUGUUGGGGUGAUGACGGUUCCUUCCAACCCCCCUCCGGCUCAGUUGGAUGAGGGGGGCUUCCCUCGGGAGAAUGUGCAAUUCUCCCUCGUAAAGGGAACUACUAUCAUGCAUGGCACUGUGGACCCCAUGGAGUUCCUGAGGGGUGCCACCCCUGAGCUGGACAGGGCAGCCCUGAGCCGACUUGAUGAUGAGACCCUCGACUCUAAGAUUCUCCGGUCUUCUCUUACUGCUUGCAUUGCCCUCGGCAAGCAGGUUCAAAGGGUGGAAGAGUCGCGCCUUCAGAAGGCGCAACAGGACGAGACUUUGACGAAGCUCGUCCAUGACAAUGCUGCCGCCGUUCGGGAGAUGGCGAGGCUGGAGGAGACCCUUCGGCAAGAAAGGGUUGAAGCUAAAAAGGCCGAUGCGGGCAUCGGGGGCAGCCUUCUGGAUGUGCUGACGGAGGUCAGUAGCGGCCUGCUCCAUUUCGACAAUAGUGUCGCCCUCGGGAAUCCGGUAGGAGGCCUCAGCCCCGUUGGUUUCGCCGAUGGCUACGUGGUUGUCCUCCAUGGUCUUGGAUUAACCACGAGUUCUUCCCGUUUUGGUAGGUGUUUUGUGUCUGGUGAAGGGGAGGGUUUCUUACUCGAUUGUUCGGACCUCUCAACGAGAGCACCAAAUGUUGGAUAGUGUACCCGGGGGUAGCUUAUCUGAAGGGUUAUUUCAGGGAAUAACCUAGAGAGAGGUCAGAGCAAGUAAGAGAGAGAGAGAGAGAGAGUCAAAUGUAUUCAAUGAACUCAGCGUGCUUUACAAGGUGAAUAAGGGCUGCAGUGUUUUGGGCCUCAUGCACUUCUUGGGCCUGUUGGGCCUGUGUUGGAGUAGUAGGAUCAUGUGGACCGGGGGUCCCUGGGCCAUAUACUCCAUCAGUACCCUUUAUCAACUAGCGAGUUGUCUUCGUAGUAUUAUACGUAGUAUAUGCAUGAUGAAUUAACUUCAAUUCUUUUUUAUUUUGUUAUGAUGCAGUCAGGGGCUGUUUACUUUUGACUUAAUGGUCAGAAUGAUAACCGUGACUUAUUCGGACAGCUAUAUAUUCGUGUUUACUUAGAACUUAAUUUAAAA
Molecule: messenger RNA, 1927 nt
Organism: Cuscuta europaea
Lineage: Eukaryota; Viridiplantae; Streptophyta; Magnoliopsida; Solanales; Convolvulaceae
Source: the annotation of a GenBank genome assembly